AUGUCUCCUCUCACAUCUUUUAGGGCCAUGAGCCUGGGAGCUGCUCUCCUCACCAGCCACCUCGCCUCAGGCCAAACAACCACGCUCCCCCCGAGCCUGACAAACUGCACAACCAGCGAGACCAUCUGGCAGACGCCGAAAAACGUGAGCAUGGCCAUCUGCGACGGAACCGAUUUCAAGUACGGUGGCAAGUCUCUCCAGAUGGUCGAGGGCGUCUGCGGCACCAGGGCGUGCGUGGGACUCUGCAACGACAACGACAAGUGUGUCCGCGCCGUCUACGACAAGAAGAACUCGGUGUGCCACAUCAAGAACAACGACGAGGUUGCCGACAUGAUCUGGGCCGUCGACGCCGACUUUGACGCCAUCAUCAAACUCCGGGCCGACGGCACCUACCCCCCGCCGCCCUCGGGCAAGGCUCCCGCGGAGCAGCAGCCGGCCAAGCCGGCCAACGAGACCAUCACAGGCGACGCCAAGAAGGGCACGUGGUCCGACGUCAUCAAGCUGCCGCUGAUCCCGGUGGCGGCGUACGUCGUGCCGACCUUCCCGACCCCCGGCCGGCUCAUGUUCUUCUCGUCGUGGGGUGUGGACGCCUUUGGUGGCGCGUCGGGCCUGACGCAGUUCGGGUCCCUCGACCUCGCGUCGCUCCAGUCGACGCACCGCGAGAUCGCCAACACGCGCCACGACAUGUUCUGCCCGGGCAUCAGCCAGCUGGCCGACGGGCGCAUCCUGAUCCAGGGCGGCUCGGACGCGGAGGCGGUCAGCGCGUACGACCCCAAGACGGACUCGUUCACGCGCGAGUCGGACCUCAAGAUCGCGCGCGGCUACCAGUCGGCGGCGACGCUCUCCAACGGCGAGGUCUUCACCAUCGGCGGGGCGUACUCGGGCGAGCGGCGCGGCAAGGAGGGCGAGAUGUACGACCCGACGGCCAACGCGUGGGAGGUGCUCAAGGGCGCCGACGUCAAGCCCAUGCUGACGCAGGACCGGCAGGGCAUCUGGCGCGAGGACAACCACGCGUGGCUCUUUGCGUGGCGCAACGGCUCCGUGUUCCAGGCCGGCCCGUCCAAGACGCAGCACUGGUACGGCACCAAGGGCUACGGCGCCGUGGUGGCCGCCGGCACCCGCGACGACGCCAACGCCAUGUGCGGCAUCUUCGUCAUGUACGACGCCCUGCGCGGCAAGAUCCUGACCGCCGGCGGCGCCCCCGACUACACCGACAGCGACGCCAACAACCGCGCCCACAUCACCACCAUCGGCGAGCCCGGCGCCGCCGCGGCCGUCGAGCGCGUGCCCGACAUGGCCUUCAGCCGCGGCUUCGCCAACGCCGUCGUGCUGCCCGACGGCAAGGUCGUCGUGACGGGCGGCAUGAAGCGCGCCAUCGUCUUCAACGACAAGGACAGCGUCCUGGUGCCCGAGAUGUUCGACCCGGCCACCAAGACCUGGACCCAGCUGGCCGCCGCCCAGAAGCCGCGCAACUACCACUCCGUCUCCAUCCUGCUGCCCGACGCCACCGUCUUCGUCGGCGGCGGCGGCCUGUGCUACGUCGCCACCGUCAAGGGCUCCACCGCCCGCUGCGACAAGACCGUCGACCACGCCGACGGCGAGAUCCUGUCGCCCCCUUACCUGUUCAACGCCGACGGCAGCGCCUCCACGCGGCCCGUCAUCGGCGACCUGGACCGCACCGCCAUCCGCGCCGGCGACGCCCUCACCUUUGCCGUCUCCGGCAUCCAGGGCGCCGCCGCCGCCAGCUACAAGUUCUCGCUCGUGCGCAUGGGCUCCGUCACCCACUCCGUCAACACCGACCAGCGCCGCGUGCCGCUCGAGGACUUCUCCGUUGGUGCCGACGGCAAAUUCACCGUCCGCACCCCCGCCGACACCGGCGUCAUGAUCCCCGGCUUCUGGUACCUGUUCGCCAUCGCCCCCAACGGCACGCCCAGCGUCGCCAAGACGGUUCAGAUCGAGCUGGGCGAGGCCGAGUCGAGGCGCACUGCUGGACUUUGGGGUGCCUAG
This is a messenger RNA of Pyricularia pennisetigena, 2007 nucleotides long. RefSeq lists its product as uncharacterized. Gene Ontology annotation, molecular function: protein binding. The record is from RefSeq and is a predicted model, not a curated record. The transcript has a single exon. Lineage: Eukaryota; Fungi; Ascomycota; Sordariomycetes; Magnaporthales; Pyriculariaceae. The coding region runs from base 1 to 2007 and encodes 668 amino acids.